ACGCGAGCGAGCACAGCACCAGGCCGCCGGUCCCUUCUCUCCCUCCCAGUUUCCCACUGCUCGCCGCUGGAUCCUCCGCCCGCCGCGCCUCCUCUUCCGCGCCCCCGCCGCGGCGCCUGCACGGAGAUCCGCCCGCCGGGAGGGCGGAGGCGGGCCGGUCGCUCCUGCUCCCGCAGGUGGUUGCUCGUCGCCGCUGGAGAUCGGCAGGCGGCGGCAGUUGACGCCACCGGGCUCCGUGGUGCCGAAUUCCCCAGGAAUUUUGGGGGUUCAACCGAACUCCCAUGCCCCACGCCACUGGGCUUGGAAUGGGCCACAACGGCUCUAAGGGAACUCCAAUGGCAGGAAUGGAAGAUGGUACGGCAAAAGAUUUGAAGAAGGUUCCUGCCUCCUUGGAGGCAAACAAGUCUUCUGGUGAUGAUGAUCUUGGCGGAGGGCCUGCUUUGACUGGGAGGAAAAGGAAGGAUUGGACGAGGAGUUCUGCUGAUGAGAAUGGGGCUGUGACAAAAAGGGUGUUGAGGUCCGAUGCCAUGAGGCUGCGUGCUGAAGCUGAGACAGCCAGUGGACUGGCUGUGGAGGUUAGCAAAACGGACAGUUUGAACAAGAAACACCGUGAGGCUGUUGUGGAGGCUUGCAAAAGCGGGGUGCUGACAACACAUACUUGCAAUGGUGAGGAAGGCAACAUAUUGGUUAAUGGGAAUGUGGGCAAUAUCUCGGAAGAGUCGGCUAGGCGUCCUGAGAAUAAUAUGGAAAUGUCUGGUGUUGCUGCGACAGAAUUUCCUCAAGGGGAUGGCUUAGGCACUAGAGGUAGCAUUGCACAAUUAGAUGAUAAGAGAGUCAAGUCAGAUGAGAAGAUCUCCGCUGGAACUGGUGAAGAGCAGAAUGAGUCUAGAGCUGGAACAAGCAGUUUGAGUGUUGAUGAGUCCCAAGCUAACAAGGUGAGCCAUGGGCCUUUCCAGGGUGAGGUCAUAGAUUCAGCAGCUGCAAAUGAUGACAACAAGAGCACAGAUUUAGGAAGAAUCAGCCCCACCAGCGGAUCAGAAUGUGUUGAGCAUGAGGAUACAGUGGUUUGUACUGAGGGAGUGGUACUCCGCAGCGGAGAUCAGGAAGUCGAGAAGCAUUCUCACAUUGACGAUGUAUGUACAGAAACUGAGAUAUCUUUGACUGAAAGUGGAAGAUGCACAGUAGACAACCACACUGAUCUAACCGAGUGCUCUAAGCAGGAUGAGAAGGGCAGCCUUGCGAAUGAAACCAAUGAUGUUUCACCACAUGACAUUGUCUUUACAAGGAGAAAGUCGAAAUCUAGAAAAGCAUGUGAGUCAAAGCAGGUGAAAUGCAAAGAGGAGUUGCGAUUUGAGAAACGAGUUACAAGGUCAGCUACAGUUAGACAGAGAGAAGUUUCUGGGAGCUCAUGCAAAGCUACUGCAAAUGAGGCUACAUUAGGAAGCAAAGGGAGGAAAGGAGAUAUUGUUGCUCACUAUACAAGGAAAGUGAGCAGUACAGUAUCCCUGAAACCUCACCAUGCUGCGCUGGUAGAACGUAAUACCAAUGCGAAGAAGCAAACAGUGAAAGGAAAGGUUGAGAAUGAUAAUCAUGCAAAUGCCACAGAGAAUAAGGAUUCAGAAAAUGAAACGAAGGUAAAUUCGAAGUCACAACCACUUGUGAGAAGCAUCAGCAUUGUUAAGAAAACAACUGAAGCUGCUGUUUCUGCGAUGGAUCAGAAUAUCUCUGGCUCAGCCAUCACUGAGAAAAAUGAUACGGAGCAUACGGAUUCUGAUGGAGUUAAAUCUGAAAAUAAGACUCCUGUGCAGAAACCAGUGAUGUCUGUUGGUGCGAAGAUUGUUGCUAGCAAGAAGAGGAUAUUGGAAUCAGGGCUUGACAAAAUUGCUGGAAGGUCACCAAUUGCCAUGCCAUCCAUGAAAAAGACAAGAAAUACAUCUUCUGAUCCAGAUAUAGAGCAACUAAAUAAGUCUUCUGGAGAGAAGCUUGGUGGGAAGAACUGUGAUUCAGGAAAUAAACGUGUUCUGAGGGAACGGCAGCGUCGCAAUCAAACAAAUUUGUCAAGCAGAUCUUCUGACCACACUAAUCAAAAUGCUAUCAAGCUGACACAGGAGCAAUCUGAUGAUGACGAGGUCGGCUGUGAUACUUCCUACAGGAGAACUCGUAGAGGACGUAGCCGUGAUGCUCCUCCUCCUGUCGUGCCAGAACAAGAGGACUCUAGUGACUCAGAAGAAGACUUUGUCGUGAAAAAGAAUUGGCAAAAAAGGAAAAAAUCUGAUCGCACAGCUGGAUCUAAGUUGAAGAAUACUUCUGCUCCUUCCAAAGCAGGCCGUUUGGGUAGAUCUAUUCUGAACAGUUCUGAAUCUAGCCCCUUGUCUCUGCCAGCAGGAAAGGGGAAAGUGAAGGUGGCUGAAGGUAAGGGAAAGUCAGACAGGGCUCCGAUUAUGAAAACUGUAAGCCCAAGUGGGCAGACAAAUACAGGAACUCUUCGUGAAGAAAAGCAAAAAAUAAGUGAUCAGAUAAAGGCCAUACUUGUAGAUGCUGGUUGGACGAUUGAUUUGAGACCCAGAAAUGGUAGAAAUUACAUGGAUUCUGUGUAUAUACCUCCUAAUGGCAAAGGAUCUUACUGGUCAGUCACAAAAGCAUAUUAUGCGUUUCGUGAAACCAUGGAAUCUGAGCAAAAGGACAGCUCUAAAGUCCAGAGUUUAUCAAAAAAAUCUGUUGGUAGCCCUGGCAAAAGGCAGGCCUCUAGUUCUUCAGGUUGUACUUUAACAGAGGACAUCCUUAGCAAAUUAAAAAGGGUUGUUGUAAACAGACGAACAACCAAAGUAGAGAUUCAAAGGCUGAGAAAGAAAGCGUUUAAAAAGGGUACAUCAAAGGAAAAGAAGAAUAAGAUUACAAAUUCGAGAGGAAAUGAAAGAAAAAAGCGUGGUGGCUGUGCUCUACUUGCUCGUGGAUCAAAUAAGGAGUCUGACAGCAGCGCUGAUGGUUUUGUUCCGUAUGAAUGGAAACGUACGAUUUUCUCCUGGCUGAUUGACCUGGAUGUUAUAUCAGUCAACACUAAGCUGAAAUGUAUGGAUGAAAGCCACUUGGAAGUUUUACUGGAGGGUAUAGUCACUAGGGAUGGGAUUAACUGCAGCUGCUGUGGUAAGGUCCUUUCAGUGCUUGAAUUUGUGGCUCAUGCUGGUGGUGAAGUGAAGAAGCCAUACAGAAACAUAGUUGUAGAUGGGCUGGACAUCGACCUUUUGCACUGUCUUACUAAUGCAUGGAAUAAGCAAUCUGAUUCUGAAAGGCAGGAUUUCUUUCCUAUUAGCAUCGAGGGUGAUGACCCCAAUGAUGACACAUGUGGUAUUUGCGGUGAUGGAGGCAAUUUGAUCUGCUGUGAUGGAUGCCCCUCGACGUUCCACAUGAGUUGUCUAGGACUGGAGGCACUUCCCGCAGAUGAUUGGUGUUGUGCAAACUGCUCAUGUAAAUUUUGUCAUGAACAUUCUAGUGAUGAUGCUGAAGACAUUACUGAUGCUGAUUCUUCAUUGCGUAGUUGUUCCCAGUGCGAAGAACAGUAUCACCAAGCCUGCUCUCCUGAGAUUGAUUCCAUAACCAGCGAUUCAGAUCAAUCAUGCAAUUUAUUCUGCCAACAAAGUUGCAGACUGCUGUUUGAGGAAUUGCAGAAUCUUCUAGGAGUCAAAAAGGAUCUUGAACAAGAAUUUUCAUGCCGAGUUGUUCAGCGCAUCCAUGAAGAUGUACCAGAAACAGUCAUUGCUUUGGAUGAAAGGGUUGAGUGUAACUCCAAGAUUGCUGUUGCGCUUUCGUUAAUGGAUGAGUGCUUUCUUCCGAUUGUUGACCAGAGAACUGGCAUCAACUUGAUACGCAAUGUUGUGUAUAGCUGUGGAUCAAAUUUUGUGCGACUGGAUUUCCAUGGAUUCUAUAUCUUUAUUUUGGAACGUGGAGAUGAAAUGAUAGCCGCAGCAUCUGUCAGAAUACAUGGAACCAAGUUAGCUGAGAUGCCGUUCAUUGGUACCCGGAAUAUGUACAGGCGUCAAGGAAUGUGCCGCCGGCUUCUAGAUGGAAUUGAAAUGAUCCUCAGAUCCCUCAAUGUUGAGAAGUUGAUCAUUCCUGCGAUAUCAGAACUUGUGGACACCUGGACAUCUAAAUUUGGUUUUAGUCCACUUGACGAUUCUGAGAAACAAGAAGUGAAGUCUAUUAGCAUGCUAGUUUUUCCUGGUACAGGUCUUCUCCAAAAGCCAUUGCUGAAGAAGGCUUUACCUGAUGAAGACCCAUGCCCCCUAGGAGCUGGUGCCAUUUUGUCUGGAAACAAGAGCGGGAAGCCAUCUGAUGUGGCCAUUGAAGCUUCUCUUUGCUCCAUUGCAAGUCCUGAUCCCCUAGGUUCUGGGGUCACAGAGCAUAUGGACACAAAUGGUGAUGGUACUUGCAAUGGUGAUGUUUCACAACAAUCUUCCCAUCCUUGAUGGGUAAGCUCUGGUUGCAACUUCUUGGACCAAUCAAACGGUGUGCUUGCUUCCCAAGAGAGGGUCCCAAGCUUACAUGGACGAAGCCAUGAACGUCCAUAUUUUUUGUACCUUUUGAGUUUUGGCUCAGCAGUUAGCAUGACACCCAUCCGUUGGCAGAAAGAGGUUUGCGAUUUUUUUGAAGAUCCCUUGCAGUGGUAGCCCAGUUGUUUUGCCCAGAGAUUGAUGAUUCGAUUGACUCGUCGGCCUGGACUUCAGAGUCAGCCUGUGCAGUACUGAAAAGCGUUAACUCCAACCAUCUAACUUCAUGUGCAGCUGAAAACUCAGCAUGUAGAAUGUGGAUGAUAGUUCUGUUCCUUUUUCCUUUCUGGUCGUUAACUCCGAGGGCCAAUGGAGCCACCAAAUAGUCGUAAAUGUUAAAUCGGUUUUUAUUUAGUUGAUAGUUUUAAGCUUUUUGCUGGCGCAUUCCUGCAAUCAUCUCUCAUUUCUGUAACAUAAUUCUCAUGUCUGUAAGAUAAACUAAUGUAUGCGCAAGCUAGAAAUUUUCCGCCUGAUCCAUCAUGCCAAAUUGGUUG
Panicum hallii is the source of this 5038-nucleotide messenger RNA. RefSeq lists its product as uncharacterized. The record is from RefSeq and is a predicted model, not a curated record. Gene Ontology annotation, molecular function: transcription corepressor activity; acyltransferase activity, transferring groups other than amino-acyl groups. Bases 282 to 4463 code for a protein of 1393 amino acids. Gene Ontology annotation, biological process: negative regulation of DNA-templated transcription. Lineage: Eukaryota; Viridiplantae; Streptophyta; Magnoliopsida; Poales; Poaceae. The transcript is spliced from 11 exons.